This is a messenger RNA of Caenorhabditis angaria, 1595 nucleotides long. Lineage: Eukaryota; Metazoa; Nematoda; Chromadorea; Rhabditida; Rhabditidae. The record is from the annotation of a GenBank genome assembly.
AUGACAACAAACCCAAAAGAUGUGUUACUCGAAAUAUCAGACAGUGCACAUCUUUGCAGGAUUUGUUAUGAAGAAUUUAAUGAUCGAUCAAAAGUGUCAAGAAUUCUUUCAUGUGGCCAUUCAUUUUGUACAGAAUGCCUUCUUGCCGUAGUUCGUGCUUCAAAUUCAUCUUUUCCUAUUUGCCCGGAAUGCCGAAAACUUACCAAACAAACAGUUCUCUCACUUCCAGUUAACUUUCAUUUCAUGCGUAAGUAUUUCGUAAUCUUUUAUAUUAUAAAGGCAUCCAAAAAAGACUCAUCCAGAUGAAAUGAAUGUCAUUUUGCUGUUUUUAUGACCCCAGAUUAAAAAGGAAAAAAGAAAAAUGAGUUCGAAUUUUUUUAGAAAUGGUUCGAAAAAUGGGUCUUUCUGUUGAUUCACCCGAAGAAGAAGUUUCUUCAACAGCUGCAACAACUGGAAGAGAAGAUCAACCAUUGGGAGAACUUGAAAUGCACAAUCGACUAGACGAAUUGAGUAUGCCAGAACUAAUUGGUAAGUAAGAGGUUUUCAAAUGCAAAAAAAAAUAAGUUUAAAAUUUAAGGUCAAUUUCGCACAAUUUUGGCGUGCAUGAAAGACAAAACGUCACAAGGAAUGUAUCAACACUAUUCAUAUGGAGAAAAUAAUUUUCGUAAGUUGAAUAUUAAAAUAAUUGGCUUCGUCAAUAUUUGAAAACAUUUGAAGCUUUAUCUAUAUGCAUGGACAAAAUACGCGAAAUUGACGAGGCAGUUGAUGUCAUCGAAAACUCUCUAACAAUGUUUAGCGAUGACGAAGAUGAUAAUUUCCAAUUUGAAGAAGAAGAAGAAGAUGAUGAUGAAGAAGAGGAUCCUUACGACACGGUACAUUUUUGUUAUUGUAAUCUUAGAGUUGCAUACAUCAUAACAUAUCACUAUGAUUUUAACUAUCUCUACUAUUAUAACUCACCUCCACCUCUUCGUCCUGUUAUUACUUAUCCAACCCAACCCACUUAUUUAUUCCAGGAUGGAACAUCGAGUCAACAUUACGGACAUUUGUGAGUUUAUAAAUAAUCAGAAAAUGAAAAAAGGUAAAUGGUUUUCAAUUUUCAGAAUGUCUGCAUUUGGAAAUAUGAAUGUUGGUCAACGUGAUAUUGUUUAUCCUGAAAAUAUAUCCGAUUGGGCAGAAUCACUUGAUGAUGAAAGCAGAUAUACAGCUGAUGUAUUUACAACGGUUUGUUAUUUUGAUUCAUUGCAAAAUUAAUUUGAAUUUAAUUUUUUGAAGGAUACAAAUCCAAAUGGUCAAGCCGUUCUUCGUUGUUCAGUUUGUGAAUGCCAAGUUCCAUUGGGAUCCGAAGGUUCACAUCUUGGUGGUAGACGACAUGCACAUAAUUCGGACAGGUCAGAAUUAACUCCCUCGGUUUUUCAAAUUAAUAAUAAAAUAUUUUCAGACGUCUUCAAAAUCUGCCGCCAGUUUCAAUUGACCAAUGGAAUGCAAGAUUCCGUCGCCGGCAGGAUAGAAAUAAUCACAAUUUCCAAUAUCCGAUUCCUCCUCCACCACCGCCACACUUUUUCAAUCAAGGUCCAUCAAAUAAUUGGAGUCUAUGA